CGUGGACGCCCUCGUAUGCGUGUGCCAGGAGAGACACUUGUGGCUGGCGGAAUUCUAACCCCUAUUCAAACGAUUUUUUUGAUACUUGAGUGCCUUCUUCCGUACUCGUCUAUAACAGGAUGAGGGAAUGUAGUCGCUGGCGCCGGUGCCGCAUAUGUCAAAGCUACACAUCGGGCCACCGAUAUGGUGGUUUCAGUCAGUACUUGUGCUCGCCAUACUUAAUGCAUCCGAUAACAUUGUAGCCCCUUUGUCGCAGUGUGUCAUCAUAAUAGACUUCGAGACUAUAGAUCUAGGGGCCCCUUGUAGGAGGAAGUCGUGCGGUACGGUAUCGUUUGCGAUUGGCCCCGCCGCGAUUACUACCCUUUUUGCGGCGAACUUCCAUAGGUUCGGCAUUGUAGAAUACGGACCUAUUCAUCUGUUGGGUCGAUAUGAUUAAUCUUCAUGACUGUUCCGAGACGAUCCCAAGUGUUUUCACGAAUAUCAUAAAUAUCAAUCAUGAAGCCAAGGCCUAGAAACUGAUCUUCCGAGUUUCUGGAGAUCUCAUCUUAGAGAUCUAAGAUCUUCGGAUUUGCGCCCACCGCAUCGUUAGCCGCUCAUCAUGUUAUGCGUUAGUGAAGGGGAAGUUUCGAU
Annulohypoxylon maeteangense is the source of this 630-nucleotide messenger RNA. RefSeq lists its product as uncharacterized. The transcript has 2 exons. The coding region runs from base 155 to 436 and encodes 93 amino acids. The record is from RefSeq and is a predicted model, not a curated record. NCBI's taxonomy places the organism in Eukaryota, Fungi, Ascomycota, Sordariomycetes, Xylariales, Hypoxylaceae.